AUGACGAUGACGAUGGCAGAGCAUGACUCUAAAGUCAAAAUAAAUCCAUGGAUUCUAUUUUUGUCCUGUCUGGAUUUCUUCCAUACAGGUGUGGUGCUUGCAGUGAACAUGACGCUCCCCAGCUCUCUCGUCCGAGGCACGCUUGGAGGCGAGGCCCUCCUCUCCGUUCACUACGUCAGCUUCAGCGCCGACCUACCCGUCAUCAAGUGGCAGCUCCGCCGGGAGAAGUCGGUCACCGUGGUGCAGUCCAUCGGAACGGACAUCGUGGGCACACUGAGGCCCGAGUACAGGGACCGCAUCCUGAUUUUCCAGAACGGCUCCCUGCUCUUGCACAACCUGCGGCUGUCGGACGAGGGGACGUACGACGUGGAGAUCUCCAUCACGGAUGAUACGUUCACUGGCGAGGGCAGCGUCGCGCUCACUGUGGACGAGCCACUGUCCAGGGCUCACAUCCACAUGGAGUCGUCGUCCGUGCUGGAGCGCAGCGAAAACGUGGUCCUCAACUGCUCCCACGACGCGGGCACCCGGGCCGCGUACAGGUGGUUGAAAGGCGGCAAAGCGCUGGGCAACGACAGCAGGCUGCAGCUGUCCCGUGACCACCAGCUCCUCACCAUCACUCGGGUCACCAUGGCGGAUGACGACGUGUACAGCUGCGUGGUAGAAAACCCCGUGAGCGCCGUGACAAGCCUGCCCAUCAGACUGAGCGUCUACAAAAGAAGUUCUGUCUAUAUCAUUCUCUCCACUGGUGGCAUCUUCCUCCUGAUCACCUUGGUAACCGUGUGCGCCUGCUGGACACCAUCCAAAAAGCCAAAGCGACCAACAACAAAGUCUUUCUCCCGGUUUUAUAACCGACGCACACCGGCUCGUCACUCAGCUGAUGCUCCUCCAGAGGUGACACAGUGCAAUGGAAAGAACACGGUGACGUCCCUUUAUAUCCUGCAGCAAAAGGAUCUUUCCCCGGGCGACUCUUCCAUCAACAGCAUCGGGUCCGCUUCAGAACCGGAGCACCUGCCCAGCUACACCAACUACAUUGAUUCUCUAACGCGGGCUACUGCCCACUCCAACCAACUCCAAGUAUAGGUGAAUGACAAAAGAUAUUUAAGAAGAAACCCUGCAUGGAUUGGGGCAAAAAAAGAAAACACUCCUUACUUGAGAAAUUUGGUUUGUAUCCAAAAUUCCCCCCCCAAAAAACAACCCAAAAAAACACAGGAAAACGUUAUUAUUAGGAAAACAGUUUAUUAUUUUAUAGCUAUGUUCGAUAAAUUUGUUGGGAAUACAUAACAAGUCUGAUCCCAGACAAGCUAAAUAUUAAAAAAAUAUUUAUUAUAUAGUAGACCAAUGCCUCUUGUUUGGACUAUAUUGUAAAUUUACUUUAUCGUGAUCGAUUUGAAUGCAAUGUUGCCUCACAUUUUUUCUCAUUAAA
Messenger RNA from Phycodurus eques (leafy seadragon), 1423 nucleotides. Its product is annotated as hepatic and glial cell adhesion molecule-like. NCBI's taxonomy places the organism in Eukaryota, Metazoa, Chordata, Actinopteri, Syngnathiformes, Syngnathidae. The record is from RefSeq and is a predicted model, not a curated record. The transcript has 7 exons. The coding region runs from base 1 to 1080 and encodes 359 amino acids.